AUGGACGCCCAGAUGAACAUCCAACAGGUUCGUUUUUUUAUCUUAAAUCAUUUUUUUCGGACAGAAAAUGGCUAUUUCAUAGAAUUUUUCAAAUCUUUUUGUUCGAUUCGAACACGGACUGAAUUGAAUAAGUCUGAAAAAUUGGCCUAGAAAUAAAGGAUCAAAAAUUUGAAAAAUCAGUCUUAUAUCAAACUUCAACGUCUUUGCUGAACUACUCAGAUUUUUUUCGAGGCGUUUUGAGAUGAGAUUUUGUCUCGGAAUGUCUCGUAAAAAUUGCUCUCGUCUUGUAUCGAGAAGGAAAAAGAAACUACCGUAAUAAUUUGAGCUUUUUUUCUUGCUCUGCUAAUUUUUCUACUUCUCCCAGCCAAAAAAUAGGUUCUCAAAGGCUUGAAAACUGCGAAAGAUGAAAAAAUGCAAGGAGUUGAAUUUUUUUUUUGGCUUUUUGCAGAUUUCUGUUAAUUGUUUGGCAAUAAUUCAGGCCAUUCCAAUAAAAAACAUCACCUUCAAAUUGGAAGGAAAAACCGACAACCAAUUUGAAUGUCCCAACCUGAAAAACGACUUUAAAUGAAUAAUCAGACUUUUCGAAACGGUCUCAACUUUUUUGAACACGGGGAUUUUCCGGAAUAAAAAUCGGAGCAAAAUUUGCGUUUGAGAUGAAAACCUUAGCGACUCAAGCUUUGCCCGAUUGCCGAAAAAAAUAAUAACACUUUGAAAAUUCCUAUCUUUAGCAAUAGAGUUUCGUUCCAAAUGUAUUCAGAUGUAGUUUUCAGGGCCAAAAUUUACAAUAAUUCAUAAUUUCAAACUUUCAGAUCCCAAAGUCCGCCGGCUCCCAAACGGACCAGGUGGGAUUUUUUUUUCUCAAGUUAUGCAAAGAAAAAGGAUAGCAUCAGCGUUGCAAAAAUGGAAAGAUGAGAAGAAAUGCCGCGAAUUUUACCGUUUACUUGAAUUUUAUAGUAAAAAUAGUUCUCACUAAGUAGAAGAAGAAGCUGAGCGUUCAGAAAUCGACUCAGGCUUUUUUUACAAUUUCUUUUUUUCGAACUUUUUUUAUGAUUUUAUUUUCAUCAGUUUCCUUCAAUUUCUAUGAGUCUUCCAUAAAAACUAAAUUUAUAGAAUUAGAUAAAUCUUUGAGACCUUAGUUCUCGAAUUUUAUAACACAAAAACUUUCUUUUUCCGGAAAAGUCACUUUGAAGUCAAGUCACUCUUCAAAAUCGCAAAGUUGUCAAGGAAUUUUCUUAUACCGUGUUCAAAGUGAUUCCGCGAAAAUCGAAAUAGCCGUCAGAGAAAGAGAAAGAUAACUAAAUUUUGGCGGGUCAGAGACAAUUUCGCAUUUCGCGGAAAUUACUUUGAACACGGCAUUAAAAAAACAUUUGAAAUUGUUUUCAUUAAUGAAUAGAUUAAGGCAAAAAAGUUUAGUAAGGCAAAAAAGUUCAGUAGAAAAGAAGAAUGAAAACCAGAAAAUUUUUAACGAUAAUCUAUUUAGGAGAGGUGGGUGUUCGAUGAGGUACUGGUCCAGCGUGAAGGCCAAGACGUUGAGCUUUAUUUUGAAGCUCCGGUAAGACUUUUUCAAGCUAAUUUCACAUAAAUACUAGCUUCGACUGCGCGAAAAUUUUGAAGGAAAUUUUCGAAAAUCUUGAAAAAUUUAAAUUUUCAUAUAUAUUUAUCCUUAUUUCAAGAAUAAAACCUUUCAUUUAUGAAUAAUUGUUAAUUCAAAAUUUCAGGAAGACCGCCCAACCCGCGAAUGCGGCAACCAGACCGCGGUGAGCCUUUUUUCUUUUUUUCGAUAAAACUGAAUACCUCAACUUUGCGAGAAUUCAAGCUUCUACUUUGCGAAAUAGCUCGCACUUUUCUUUUAGUAGACACAUGGGGAAGCUCUCACGCAUCAGAAAGAAUAGUCGAAGAAGACAAAAAACGGCGAGAGUUGAACGCCUGAAAUUAAGAAAAGUUCAUGCGUUUCAGCCUAUAACGAAAAUCAUGAAAUUUUCUAAAAGUAUAUUUUUUUACUACCGCAAAAAUGAGGAAAAUUUUCAGCGCCUCCCGGAAAGAGUGGUGGACCGUGCUUUGGCCGCCCACGAACAGCGUAUCCGCUACUACCUGGAUACGCUCAAGGCCAGGUCUCAGCACGGAGGUACAGAAUAGUUUCAGAAGUAUCAGUCUUUCUCACGAUUCUCAGCUAACUUGACUAAUCCAACUUUUCAAGCUCGCAGCAAAAAACGGUUCACGACUUUUUGCUUAAAUUCAAGAUAGGCUGCAAAGUUUUGGAAACUUGGAAAUUUGUAACCAUGAUUAGGAAGACGAAAAAUCCGUCUAAAAUGAGAAGAAAAGUCUUUAUCCUCUCUACGAGUUGAUUAUUAUUAGUAGGUAGAACUUUUUUGAUCAAAUACGGAGAUUUCGAGUAUAAAAAUUUUUUAUAAAUUGGAAAAUUGGAUUGCUUAAAAAAUAUAUAUAAGAUCCCUAUCAGUAUCUGACAGGGCUUACAGCUAGAAGUAUUUCAUCGAAAAGAAAUAAUAAAUGAAUAAAAAGGAUUUGACAACUUUUCGCCAUCUUUCAGCUAAUAUCAAGUCUGUCAACUAUUCAAAAAUUGACUCAACGAUGGUAAAAAAACAACGAGACCAGUAAAAUAUAAAUUGAAGAGAAAAAAAUCUUAGCUCUUUUUUAUAUACUUUUUUUCCAUAAACAAAAUAUAUAAAGCUUUUGGAGCGUCCUAACCUCGAGAAUCGGAUAUAGUUUUUUUUUUUUAAUUUAGGCUCAGACCUUGGUAACGCGAAUGGGACGCGAAUCGGACGUGUCGGGACAUUUCUAGUGACCACUUUAGUAGCCUCAGAACUCUCAAGUGAUCCCUAGAAUCGCCCAGAAACGUCCGGAGCACGUCCGUUUCGCGUUACCGAUGUCCAAGGGAGAUCUUAAAGUGCAAUUUAGCGAAAUGUCAUCAUAAGUUCAACCGGGGACUGAAAAAGUUCCCUAGUGAGAAAUAAAAAAAAAUCAAUAUCACAGAUAAAAAAAUAUUUAAAACCUUUUUUCAGCACCACUGAGAAAGGACGCCGGUACUGCAACCGACGAGGCGUGGGCAAAAGAAAUGGAGAAAAAGGAGGAGCUCAAAAAAGAGCUCAAGGGAAGAGACGAAGAAGUGAGGUACGAAUUUAUCAGGAGUCCAAAUAAGAACUGAAUAAACUAGAAGAUACAACUGUCUUAUACAGAAAAAUAAUCAUUCAAUUCUGAAACACAACCGAUUUUUUGAAAGAUCGAGUUUCGCAUAAAACAAAAUACUACUUUUUCGAAAAUUCGGUUUUUUUUAAUUUUUAUUUUUUAACUGAACCGUAUCAAUCAGAAACUGUAUCACCUUGGAGUAAAAAUAUUGUUUCGCACUGCAAUAAUUCCCAAAAAUUUUGAACAGAGAAAAAAUUAUGAUAGAAAUGAUGUGAUUGAAAAAUUAUUAGCUCGCGAUUUUGAGCAAGUGAAUCAUCAAAGUGAAAAGAAACCAAGCUGAGAAAAAUAUUCAGAGAAAAUGAGAUUGAAGUCAACGAACAGUUGAGACCUCUGAAUGAAUUCAAUAAUGUUAUAGGCAGGAAAAGGAGAAGGCGAUGGAGGCGAACGCCGAAAACGGCCGUCUGACGGCGAACCUGGCCCAGACGACGCUCGCGCUAGGAUCUUCUUUGGCCAGAGGUCAUUUUUCUUCUUCAUGAAUUUAUAAAUAAAAUCAUUUGCAGAAGAAGUCCUGCGCCAGGAAGUUCAACUUCUCCGCGCCAGGCUCGCCCAAGCCGAGGAGGAGAAAGGCAGGCUGGCUGCCCAACUCCAGGUUACUUGAAAACUAAAAUAAUCACCUGUAUAAGUCUGGGAGAGCAGUUAUUGCUUAAAAUACAUCAGAUUUGACUUCAAAACAUUAUCGAAUUCAUCUGAAGCUCUUUUCUAUCUCAAUCAAAGCUGAUGUUUUGAAAUAUCAACGGAGAAGUUUCCGACUUUUUAAAACUCUUAUUUUUAAAUGUUCCUAUAUAAAGUAGGUAAUCGAUUCAUGACUAAAACACAAAAAUAAGAAAAAAUAUGAAUAAAUGCUUUAGAAAACCGAAAAAUGAAAGAGAAAAAAGUCGGAUAGUUCCCUAGAGAUAUAAAAAAAUCGGAAAAGUUUUAGUUCGAAAUAUUGUUGCCUUUUUCAUAGUAACCUCCUUUCAAGUCUGGAAUAAUUGAUCUAUUUCGGUUUUCGCGAAAAAAAACCUUGACGAGAACUUUUGAAAUAUGAACUUCAUUAGUAAAAGGAAAUAUUUAUUUUGGAGCCUUUUUUAAUUGGACGAGUUAUCAGAAACCAAUAAAAAAAUAGAAAAAGAAAUCAAUUUGAAUACAUUUAGGCCGCCGUACAGGCCCUCGACAUUCCCGUCGAAGCGGAGCUGGUGAGAUUUUUCUUUUUUUAAAUAAAAAAAUUUUUCUCGUACUAGUUGCCAUUAAAAUGUGAAAGAUCUAUACCAAAGUUCAGAGUUUAAAUUCCAGAGCAGAUUCAAAAUCAGACUUUUUCACAUUUUCCGUUUUACAAUAAGCCUUUGAAUUCAAAAAUAUAUAUGCAAAAAUUUUGCUAAAUAAGCAACGAAGUGAAUAAUUUAAGGCCGCCGAAAUCCAGCCGCAAGAGGACGAAGCUGAGCCUCUUCUCCGCCCUGAAGUGAGGAUUUUUUUCAUGAAAUUUUUAUUAGCGAAGUUAGCAAAGCUGUCGCGAGCACUAUGGGCACUGCACGUUAUGAAAAAAAAAAUGCCUUCAAGAGUCUUUUGAAAAAGUUCAAAUCUCUGUCUCGACAUGAAAUUAGCUCUUCGAUAACUCUUCUCUGAAAAUUGUAAAGUUCUGUGGGAAUAAAAGACAAUCAAAAUCUUCAAACUAGCUUUAGCUCACGAAUUUCAAAUAGGCUUCCAUUCCAAAAACUUCAAGAAAAAGCUUACUAGGGAACUACGCGAACUCGUAUUCACGGAUCGAGUCCAAACUGGGGUGGUUUAAAGAUCUAGGUAAAGGUACUUGAAAACGGGCGAUAUUAUCUGCUAAACCCAAUGAGAUACCAAGUAAAAGCUUUUUGAAAAUUAUCAAAUUUCGGUUUUUCUCCUUCUUUUGACUGGAAAAAAGUGUUUAGGGUUCAUUAUAGCGAGAUCAUUCAAGGCGAUUGUAUUGAAAUAUAAAUGGAGAUAAAAGCAGUAUCCUAAGAAUUUUCAGGCAAUCUGCACGUUUUCUACAAAUUUUUUUUUUCAACUGCGAAGACUUUUAAGUAACAAUAACAUUUAGAACUAACGAUAACGGAAAAAAAAAAAUCGGCUUCUGGACCAAAUAGAAAAGGACGCAGUUACUUCACGCUCGAUUACAACUAUGAGUGGCGGGCUCUGCCAAUUUAAAAAAGUUUUAAAAUCAUAGUUAAUCAAAUACGAAACUAGUCUAGAAAGAAAGCUUCAGGCUCUGUUUCGAAUUCUCUCUGAGCCGUUUCUAUUCACUGUGAUUUUCUUUUUUAUAUCUUCUAAUUUUUUCAAUAUAAUAUUAGAAUUAGUCAAAACCUUUUCUCCAACCAAAUCAUAAUAAAACGGCUGUUUCUGAAACAUAAAAGCUGUCGAAAUCAAAAAAGAUUCAAAUUUUUCAGAGCUUUCAUUAAAUUAAUUUAAACGAAUUAUGUUAUUUUUACUGUUAUUGAACUGAAAUAGUGAUAACCUUUGAUAGUUUUCUUCUUUCAAAAAUAUGUGAAAAAGUUCGAAAUCUAUUUAGUUUUGUAAAGAUAUUUUCAAAAACUUUUCAAACUGAUACUUCCUCAUGUAAAGCUUUGGCUAUUCGAAUCAGUGUACCUGAGAAUUUUCGAGUGAAGGUGAAAUGGAAGACAUGACGUUGUGGUUUCUGAAAAUGAGAUCGCAAUUAAACAAAUGCGAAAAAUUGGCUCGAACUUCCUAUUUCUUCAAAUAAAAUCAGGGCUACGGAAAGAGUUUAUAGAUUUGAAAGAGAGAUGGAAACUUUUACGGAUCAUUCUUAUUCUUCCGACUUAAAAAUCAACAGAAAAACAACUUUAGAUGGACCAGGCCAGUCCCAGGAAGCGGAGAAGAAGCUCUUCUUCAUGCUCGGACGGCUCCUCUGUGAAGAGGUCCCGAAGUGGAGCCGAGAGCCCGGACGUCUUCCGGACGCCGGAACGUGGCGUCGAGCAUGCCAGAAAUGGCCACGACGCCACUUCCGGCCAAGAAGAAGCAGAAGAACGGGAGCCGCAGUUGGAAGAAGAGGACGAGGUCGUCCCGGAGAGCGACCAAGAAGAGCUCGCCGAGUCCUCUUCUUCCGGCCCAACAUCGCCGGCCCCGUCGACCCCGCCAAGAUCCCCGCUGCCCCCGGCGACGCCACCAAGGACGCCCACGCCGCCAGUUCAGCCAACGAGACGGGUUAGUUUUGGCCAUCAAUACUGAAAUGAGAGGAUCUUGAACCAUUCAGCCAGUGAGAAUCCAGAUGCAAAAAUCAUCUUAAACAGCUUUAUUUCUAGGUUCUGACAGUCUACUUGAUAACGCAGUUUUUUGAAUGACAAGUGUUUGAAAUCAAAAAUUUCAAAAUGAAAAAAAGAAAAAGUUCUUUCAUCGUUUUGUCUUCGCGUGAGAUUUUCGCGUAUGAAUCUGAAAUGAAAAAAAGUUGAAAAUUGCUAAAUUAUAUACUUGAAAAGCCUGCAAAAUUCCGAUUCAUUACUCCAUAGGAACUCAAAAAUAAGUACAAUAUGGUCAAAGUGAACUAAGAUAGAACACGUUCAAAUUUAUUUGUAAAAAUAGGAAAUUACGCUUUUGAUAACAGAAUAAUCACGAGUCUUUUUGGAAGAAAAGUUUGAAAUGAGGGUCCUUCGAUUAGAAAAAAAAGGUUAACUUUUUCAAAAACAAAAGCUUAUUUUGCUAUUUUUCAAACUUAAAGCGGCUGUUCCAAAAGAAAGAUUAGAAGUAUUACAUUGAAUCGUAGGAAUAACAGAAAACCGGAAACUCUGAUAAACUUUCAAUAAAAACUCUAGGAAAAUUAGCACUGCUCUGUUAAAAAUCCAACAUUUAUCAAGUGGUUCUCCUUAAUUUUACAGAGUAUCUCUAUUUUUCUUUAUAUUACCUUUUUUUCUAAAUUAUCAAAGAACGAAGAAAAAUCAAUCAUAAUAAACAAAUUAUGAUUGUUUUUCAAUAUUAGAAAAAGAAAAAAAGUUUGAAAAAAAGAAAAAAAUUAGAAAUAAACACCAAGCUUUUUUUCUCCUUCCAACUCCAGCUGCUUGCGUUUUCAUCUUCUUAAGAACUACAAGUUACAGUCUAGUCAAUGAUUUCGAAAAAGAGUCGAAUCUGAAGAUAAUUACGGAAAACGAAGCGAAAUUCAAAAAACAAAUUUCAAUGGAGAAAAAGCGUUCCGAUUUCGAGCAUAAAGCUUCAAAAAGUCUCAUAUAUAAUGAAAAAAAUUCACGAACUAUUUUUUUCGAGGACUAAUACUUUUAACAUUAGUUACAAAUGGCUAAGCUCAAUGAAUAAAACCUUUUGGAAAAACGAGUAGCAUAAAGCAAAAAUUCAAACGAAUCGAUUAUUCUUUCAAUGGUUUGCAAAAAAAAAAACAAGAAUGAUAACCUCAAAAAAAUUAUUGAUUUCAGUAGUUAUUUUGAAUAUAUGAAAACAAACGAUAUCUUUUCAGCAACGGCGCGCCCAGGCGGUCAUGGGGGUCCUCAAAAGGUCGAGCAGGAUCGGCAACAAGCUCCCUGGCCCCCAGCCCAAGCCGCCGGUGGACGCUCAGCCGAUCGCGUUGGCAGUUCUGGCGCCGCUGACGGCCGCCGAAGUCAGCGCGACGAUCAAGAAGAGACUGGCGGACUACGACAGCGGGGUUUACAUCCAGAACCUCGCUGUCGUGGUCAAGUUGGGAAGGCACCUCACGACGGCACGCAGACUCUCGAGGCACCUCCCGUCAUCUCCCAAGGACUUGCAGGACCUCGAGAGUCUGAAAGAGAGUCUCUCUCGGCUCUUUUGA
Messenger RNA from Caenorhabditis auriculariae, 7954 nucleotides. Lineage: Eukaryota; Metazoa; Nematoda; Chromadorea; Rhabditida; Rhabditidae. The record is from the annotation of a GenBank genome assembly.